GCGCGCGCGGGUCAGAGGUCGUGCGCCCGGGAGUCCCGCCCCUAGCGUGCGCGCGCGUCCGGGACCGCAGGGCGGUCGUCGCCGGGGACGCGCGUGGUGUGGCGGGGCCGGUGGCCGAGCGGGGCUGAGCCGGGCGGCCGCAGCUGUCCCAGGAAAGAAAGGACCAUGGUGCUCAAUAGUCUGGAUAAGAUGAUCCAGCUGCAGAAAAACACAGCUAACAUCAGGAAUAUCUGCAUUCUGGCUCAUGUCGACCAUGGAAAAACUACUCUGGCCGACUGUCUUAUAUCUAGCAAUGGGAUCAUCUCCAGCCGCUUGGCAGGCAAGUUAAGGUACAUGGACAGCAGAGAAGACGAACAGGUUCGAGGGAUCACUAUGAAGUCGAGUGCCAUUUCCCUGCAUUAUGCCAAAGGUGGUGAGGACUACCUGAUUAACCUCAUAGACUCUCCAGGACACGUGGACUUCUCCUCCGAGGUGUCCACGGCCGUGCGCGUGUGUGACGGCUGCAUCAUCGUGGUCGAUGCUGUGGAAGGAGUCUGCCCACAGACACAAGCUGUUCUGCGACAAGCCUGGCUUGAGAACAUCCGUCCGGUUUUAGUGAUUAACAAGAUAGAUCGCCUGAUAGUGGAGCUGAAAUUCACCCCCCAGGAGGCCUAUUCUCACCUCAAGAAUAUUCUAGAACAGAUUAACGCGCUCACGGGAGCUCUUUUUACUUCGAAAGUCCUAGAAGAGAGAGCAGAGAGAGAGACUGAGUCCCAAGUGAAUCCAGGUUCUGAGCGAGGAGAGCAAGUGUAUGACUGGAGCGCUGGCUUGGAGGACACGGACGAUUCUCAGCUCUACUUCUCUCCGGAUCAGGGCGGUGUGGUGUUUGCAAGUGCGGUAGACGGCUGGGGCUUCGGGAUCGAGCACUUUGCCAGAAUCUACAGUCAGAAAAUUGGCAUCAGGAAAGAAGUCCUUAUGAAAACCCUGUGGGGAGAUUAUUAUAUAAAUAUGAAGGCCAAGAAGAUUAUGAAGGUUGAUCAGGCGAAAGGAAAGAAACCUUUAUUUGUACAGUUGAUCCUGGAGAAUAUAUGGAGUUUGUAUGAUGCGGUCUUGAAAAGGGACAAAGAAAAAAUUGAUAGGAUCGUGACUUCUUUAGGAUUGAAGAUUGGAGCCCGGGAGGCACGACAUUCUGAUCCUAAAGUUCAGAUCAAUGCCAUUUGCAGCCAGUGGCUGCCCAUUUCCCAUGCUGUGCUUGCGAUGGUGUGUCAGAAACUUCCUAGCCCCCUGGACAUUACGGCCGAGCGGGUGGAGAAGCUGAUGUGCACGGGAUCACAGACGUUUGACUCUCUUCCCCCAGAAACCCAGGCCCUGAAAGCAGCUUUCCUGAAAUGUGGGAGUGAAGACACUGCUCCCGUUAUCAUCUUUGUUUCCAAAAUGUUUGCCGUUGAUGCCAAGGCUUUGCCGCAGAACAAGCCCAGACCUCUCACGCAAGAAGAAAUUGCGCAGCGGCGUGAGCGCGCAAGACAGAGGCAUGCAGAGAAGCUCGCAGCGACGCAGGGGCCGGCGUCCGUGGAGCCCCCGGAAGACGGCGGUGCCCCGGAAACAAGUCCAAAGGGAGAAGAGACAAAAGGUGGUGAGCACCAGGUGGAGGGUGAGACCCUUAAACCUCAGCCCGAAGAAGGAAGCAGCCACGAGUCUUUCGUUGCUUUUGCUCGAGUGUUCAGUGGUGUGGCUCGAAGAGGAAAGAAAAUGUUUGUCUUGGGACCCAAAUACAGCCCCGUUGAGUUUUUGCGGCGGGUGCCGUCGGGCUUCUCCACCCCACUGGACGACCUCCCCCCGGUCCCCCACAUGGCGUGCUGCACUCUGGAAAACCUGUAUCUCCUGAUGGGGAGGGAGCUGGAAGGCCUAGUGGAGGUGCCUCCAGGGAACGUGCUAGGUAUUCAGUUACAAAGAACCAAAACUUCUGUCAGCUUCUUGAGGAGAAAACACAGGCUGGCACAGAUGACAGGAAACAAGACGAAGGCACCAUCCUUGCGACUCCUGAGUGGUCCACAUUGCCUUCGGACCCCCGCUCCAAACUUGGCAUCAGAGCCGGACUCCAGAAGUAGGCUUCUGGGAGAAGGAGGAGUGGCUGACGGGCAGAAGGCUGUGGCUUGCACCUUGAGGGAGGUGGAGACUUUUCUACCGAGAGGCAUAGGAGGCCUUCAGGACUUCGUGCUGAAGUCGGCAACACUGUGUAGCUCGCCGUCCUGCCCACCAUUCGUUCCGCUCAACUUCGAAGCCACGCCUAUCGUGAGGGUCGCCGUGGAGCCCAAGCACCCAAGUGAGAUGCCUCAGCUUGUCCGGGGAAUGAAGCUGCUAAACCAGGCCGAUCCCUGUGUCCAGAUCUUAAUUCAGGAGACGGGGGAGCACGUUUUGGUCACAGCGGGAGAAGUCCACCUCCAGCGGUGCCUGGAUGACUUGAGAGAAAGGUUUGCGAAGAUUCAGAUCAGCGUGUCUGAACCGAUUAUUCCAUUCAGGGAAACAAUUACAAAACCGCCAAAAGUCGACAUGGUCAAUGAAGAAAUAGGCAAACAACAAAAAGUUGCAGUUAUCCACCAAACAAAAGAAGAUCAGAGCAAAAUCCCGGAAGGAAUCCAAGUUGACGCUGAUGGGCUCAUCACCCUAACGACCCCCAACAAGCUCGCCGUGCUCAGUGUUCGAGCCAUGCCCCUUCCAGAAGAAGUCACACGGAUCCUGGAAGAAAAUAGUGAUCUGAUUCGUUCUAUGGAGCAGUUGACAUCCUCUUUGAAUGAGGGCAGAAAUACUCAGACGAUCCACCAGAAGACCCAAGAGAAAAUUUGUGAAUUCAAAAGAAAACUAGAGCAGCACCUGACAGGGAGAAAAUGGAGGAACGUUGUUGACCAAAUCUGGUCAUUUGGGCCAAGAAAAUGCGGGCCCAACAUACUCGUAAAUAGAAGCGAAGACUUUCAGAACUCAGUAUGGACAGGCUCAGGCGUCAAAGCUUCCAAAGAGGCCAGUAGAUACCGAGAUUUGGGCAACAGCAUCGUGAGUGGUUUCCAGCUAGCAACCCUCUCUGGCCCCAUGUGUGAGGAGCCUCUCAUGGGCGUCUGUUUCAUUCUGGAAAAAUGGGACCUAAGUAAAUUUGAAGAACAAGGGGCAAGUGACAAACAUAAUCAAGAGCGAAGGGACGUGGUACAGGAGGCACAGGCGGAAGGCGAAGCCUGUCCCGGCAGAGGCGAAAAGGGGGGGCCGCAAGAUGGCGGCUCUGAGCCCUCGGAGCAGAAGACAUCCCAGAGAGGAGAGUCUUCGCUCACUGACUGCUACGGACCCUUCUCCGGACAGCUCAUUGCCACCAUGAAAGAAGCUUGUCGCUAUGCCCUGCAGGUGAAGCCUCAGCGUCUGAUGGCAGCCAUGUACACGUGUGACAUCAUGGCCACCGGUGACGUUCUUGGUCGGGUCUACGCGGUCUUGUCCAAGAGAGAAGGUCGAGUGCUUCAAGAAGAAAUGAAAGAAGGGACGGACAUGUUCAUCAUCAAGGCGGUGCUGCCCGUCGCCGAGAGCUUUGGCUUUGCUGACGAGAUCAGGAAGAGGACGAGCGGCCUGGCCAGCCCGCAGCUGGUGUUCAGCCACUGGGAGGUCAUCCCCAGCGACCCCUUCUGGGUACCAACCACCGAGGAGGAGUACUUACACUUCGGGGAGAAGGCGGAUUCUGAGAACCAGGCCCGGAAGUACAUGGACGCCGUGCGUAAGCGGAAGGGUCUUUACGUGGAGGAGAAGGUGGUGGCGCACGCGGAGAAGCAGAGAACCCUCAGCAAAAAUAAGUAACCCCGCCCCCGGCAGGGCCUCCUCUUUCGAACGGAGGCGUCACCCCGGGCCAGAUGCUGGGAAAACCUCUCGGAGCUCACUGUCAAUAAAGUUGAUGCUUAUAAGUA
Messenger RNA from Felis catus (domestic cat), 3914 nucleotides. RefSeq names its product elongation factor like GTPase 1 (gene EFL1). NCBI's taxonomy places the organism in Eukaryota, Metazoa, Chordata, Mammalia, Carnivora, Felidae. Gene Ontology annotation, cellular component: cytosol; ribonucleoprotein complex. The transcript has 21 exons. Gene Ontology annotation, molecular function: GTPase activity; ribosome binding; GTP binding. Gene Ontology annotation, biological process: cytosolic ribosome assembly. The coding region runs from base 166 to 3807 and encodes 1213 amino acids. The record is from RefSeq and is a predicted model, not a curated record.